AUGAGGACUACAUCAAAAUCUGAAGCUGAAAAUUAUUUCUAUGGGCUACUCUCUAACUCAGAUUUGCAUUUGAUUGAAUUUUCAACUCAUUUUGAUACCACAUUAGAAGGACAAAGAUGCAUUCAAAGAAAAAAUGAUCAUGAUUCAAGAUACACGAAACCAAAUUUUAAAACUAGAUUGAAACUUGAAGUUGAAGAAGUUGAAUUAUUCACAGGAAAUGUUUUCUUUGAUAUUCAAUCGGAGAUUGUUGCAUCAAUGGUUAGUUGCAUGUCAAUCAGAUUAGAAGAAUCAGAAGAAUUGAAAACACUCACAAUAAAAGAUAUAGACAAACAUCCACAACGUCAUGGCCAAUUUGAGGUUGAACUUUUUAAAUCGGAUCAAAAACUUCUUUCUUCCCGCUUCAAAUUUGAAUUGACAGGAAUUUAA
This is a messenger RNA of Lactuca sativa (garden lettuce), 426 nucleotides long. RefSeq lists its product as uncharacterized. NCBI's taxonomy places the organism in Eukaryota, Viridiplantae, Streptophyta, Magnoliopsida, Asterales, Asteraceae. The record is from RefSeq and is a predicted model, not a curated record.